Molecule: messenger RNA, 2655 nt
Organism: Cornus florida
Lineage: Eukaryota; Viridiplantae; Streptophyta; Magnoliopsida; Cornales; Cornaceae
Exons: 15
Coding region: 126-2519 (797 amino acids)
Biological process (GO): recombinational repair
Molecular function (GO): ATP binding; damaged DNA binding; ATP hydrolysis activity
Source: RefSeq, a predicted model, not a curated record
CGUAAAUGUAAAAUGAAAGAAAGAAGUGCACUUCAGGGUUUUUCCUCUCCUCAGAGUUAAACACAAAACCCUAGUAAUAACCAUUACACUCUUCACUCCGACUCUCUCAUUUCCAAUUCUCAAACAUGCAAGCAAUGCGGUUUCUAUACACCCAACAACAAUAUCUAUACAUUCGUAGAUUCACAUCACGCCCUUCCUUCAUCUCCUUCAAAUCUUCACAAAACCCUCAAUAUGCCCGGCAUUUUCGGCCACCUCACCGAAGAACCAUUCACUCAACAAACCACCAUCACUACAAAGAAUCAAGCGUCGAUGUCGAUGGCUAUGGUACAAGGAGCUGGAAUAAUUUAAAUUUAUCGGUCAAAGAAGCCGCUUCAAUAAAUGAGGAAAACCCUAAGGUUAGCACUGUCGACGUUCCGACUUCAUGCGAGCUCGUGACCAGUAGAGAAAUGACGGACAAUAAUGGAGAACAAGGUUUGGAAUCGAGUGACCGAGCAGAGAAUUACCCAACCUUGUCGAGUUUAGAGUACGAAGAUGAUCCGAAAGAUAGGUCUUUAAGAGGAAUGACGAACGAUAAUGGGGAACACGAAUUGGAAUCGAGUAACGGAGCUGAGAAUUACCCGACCUUGUUGAGUUUAGAUUUCCAAGAUGAUCCCAAAGAUAGGUCUUUUAGAGAAAUGACGAACAAUAAUGGGGAACAAGAAUUGGAAUCUAGUAACGGAGCUGAGAAUUGUCCGACCUUGUCGAGUUUAGAUUUCCAAGAUAAUCCCAAAGAUAGGUCUUUUAGAGGAAUGACGAACAAGAAUGGGGAACAAGAAUUGGAAUCAAUUAACGGAGCAGAGAACGGGGAACAGGAAUUGGAAUCGAGUGAUGAUCCGAAAGAUGGGUCUUUUGGGGGUGUUGCGAAGGCUUCAGUAGGUGGGUUGAGACUGGAAUCACGUAGUGGUCAAUCUUAUGGGAAUAAGAAGAAGGGGAAGAAAAAGACUGUUUGGGUGUGUUCCGAUUGUGGAUUUUCUUAUCAUGGUCGGUGGCAGGGAUUUUGCAGCCAAUGUGACGGCGCCGCCACAUUUAAAUUGGAAGAAGUGAAAGAGAUCCCGGCAGAAGAGAAUGAUGGAGGCAAAACAAGCGGGUUUAAGGUUUCAGAGAAUUUGACGCGGUCAUGGUGGAAUUCAGUUGAGGGGGAUCCAUUAAGGUUGACAGAUGUGAACAGGAGGAUGAACCUGUCAAAUUGGCGAAUACCUUUGUCUGAGGAGUCUGACAGAAUUGGAGAUGAAGUUGCUAGGGUGCUUGGUGGGGGUGUGGUACCAGGUUCUUUGGUUUUGGUUGGUGGUGAUCCUGGAGUUGGCAAAAGUACACUGUUGUUGCAGAUUGCUGCAAUAAUAGCUGAAGACCGUAUUUUUGGUAAACCAGCUCCAGUUGUGUACGUCUCUGGUGAAGAGAGUGUUCAGCAGAUUGGACACAGAGCAGAUCGUAUGAAGAUUGGAACAAAAGAGCUUUUCUUAUAUUCAAGUACCGAUCUUGAGGAUAUAUUAGGAAAAGUUCAAGCUCUCUCACCUCGGGCUUUAAUCAUUGAUUCCAUUCAAACAGUUUAUCUGAAAGGAGUUGCUGGAAGUGCUGGAGGUCUCAUGCAGGUGAAAGAAUGCACAGCAGCCUUGCUGCGUUUUGCUAAGAGGACAAAUAUUCCUGUUCUUAUGAUUGGACAUGUGAAUAAAUCUGGAGACAUAGCAGGACCUCGUGUCUUGGAGCACAUCGUUGAUGUUGUUUUAUAUUUGGAAGGGGAGAAGUACUCAUCUCAUCGUUUACUUCGAUCAGUAAAGAAUCGAUUUGGAUCCACUGAUGAGCUUGGAGUAUUUGAAAUGUCCCAAUCGGGAUUGGAUGCUGUUUCAAACCCCAAUGUGAUGUUUUUAAGUGAGCAGCACCUAGAUUCGGAUUAUUUAGCAGGACUAGCUGUUGCUGUAAUUAUGGAUGGAUCUCGAACUUUUCUUAUUGAAAUUCAGGCAUUAUGUGUAGCUGCUGGUUCAGUUAUGAGGCAAGUAAACGGGAUUCAAAGAAGCAAAGCAGACAUGAUUAUUGCAGUUCUUACGAAGCAAGCUGGUCUAAAGCUCCAGGAGAAUGGUGUCUUUUUAAAUAUUGUUAGUGGGGUGACCCUGACAGAUACUGCUGGGGAUCUUGCUAUAGCAGCCGCAAUAUGCAGCAGUAGCUUGGAAUUUGCUAUUCCAAAUAAUGUGGCAUUCAUUGGAGAAAUUGGUCUUGGUGGUGAGAUUCGUACGGUACCAAGAAUGGAGAAAAGGGUAAAUACAGUGGCAAAGCUGGGAUACAAAAAGUGUGUGCUCCCCAAAUCAGCUGAGAAUUCUCUAGCAGAUUUUGAUUUUCAGGGUAUGGAGAUUGUGGGCUGCAAAAAUUUGAAGGAGAUGAUCAACAGAGUGUUUAAAAAGGAUGAAGAUUGUUCACAACCAUGUAUUGAAAAUGUCACGGAUGAAAGUUGUUCAGAUCCUUAUAUUGAAAAUGCCACGGCACUGUAGUCUGUAAUUAAUUUUACUACCCUUUGAUAGUUUUUAUGGACUAUUGAGUAUUGAUAGCAUAUGAUGUAAAACUUUUAACUCUGGUGUUUUGUGAAUUGAGUAAUGCUAUAUUUGGGAGCACUGAUAGUUUGUGAUC